This is a messenger RNA of Nakaseomyces glabratus, 825 nucleotides long. RefSeq names its product translation initiation factor eIF3 core subunit g (gene TIF35). Lineage: Eukaryota; Fungi; Ascomycota; Saccharomycetes; Saccharomycetales; Saccharomycetaceae. Gene Ontology annotation, molecular function: RNA binding; translation initiation factor activity. The record is from RefSeq and is a predicted model, not a curated record. Gene Ontology annotation, cellular component: cytoplasm; eukaryotic translation initiation factor 3 complex.
AUGUCGCAAGCAGCACCAGAGAUCAUAGAGAACCCUGACGGGACGAAGAGUAUUAUCACUUACAAGACUGAAAAUGGUGAGAAGUAUAAGAUUAUUCAGAAGGUGAGAGAUGUUAAGAUAACUGAGCGUGUGCAUAGAUCUGUUGCUGAGAGAAGAAGCUGGGCCAAGUUUGGUGCUGAGAAGAACUCGCCACCUGGACCAAACAACUCUACUACACAAUUCGGUGAAACCGUUGAGUUAUUGCUUGACAGAAACUGGAGAAAGAUCAUUGAAGCCAGAACUCAAAAGCUUAAGGCAUCUGCUUCUAAGACUAUUACAUGUAGACUGUGUGGUAACGCGCAUUACACUAUGAACUGUCCAUUCAAGACCAUUUUGAGUGAAAUAUCGGCAUUGGAAGACCCAGCUGCUGCCGCUGCUGGUCCAGGUCUACCUGAAGAAGUGCCAGCUGGCAAGGCUGACUCUGGUAUCACCGCAACAGGUGCUUAUGUGCCACCAUCUCGUCGUGCUGGUGCAAGAGAUCCUUCUUCAGACGCUUACAGAGACGCUAGAGAACGUGAUGACAGCUGUACAUUGAAGAUUCUACAAUUGAACGAGAACGCAGAUGAAAACACCCUAAGAAACGAACUAUUAUUCCCAUUCGAACCAAUCCAAAAGGUUGUCGUUGUCAGAAACAAGGAAACCGGCAGAUCCAGAGGUUUGGCAUUCGUUACAUUCAUUAAUGAAGACAUGGCUGAGAAGGCCUUGCACUUCUUGGACGGUAGAGGUUUCAUGAACUUGAUUCUACGUGUCGACUGGUCCAAGCCAAAGGUCCCAGCACCACAAUAA